AUGGCGAAAGUAUCGCAACCAGAACUAAAGCGCUUCCUGGACAAGCGUAUCGCUGUCAAUAUCCAGGGUGGUCGCAAGAUUCAGGGCACUCUCCGCGGGUUCGACAUGUUUCUCAACCUCGUCGUCGAUGAAGCUAUCGAACAGGUGCAUCCCGAAGCGGGCAAUCCAAACGUCUGGCAAGAUGGAGAUCGAUGCGGAACAGUCGUAGUGCGAGGAAACAGCGUUACAUCCCUCGAGGCACUAGAGAACGUCAAAACAAGGUGA
Mycosarcoma maydis (corn smut) is the source of this 264-nucleotide messenger RNA. RefSeq names its product putative snRNP G protein. The coding region runs from base 1 to 264 and encodes 87 amino acids. Gene Ontology annotation, cellular component: SMN-Sm protein complex; catalytic step 2 spliceosome; U2 snRNP. Gene Ontology annotation, biological process: mRNA splicing, via spliceosome; spliceosomal snRNP assembly. Gene Ontology annotation, molecular function: RNA binding. Lineage: Eukaryota; Fungi; Basidiomycota; Ustilaginomycetes; Ustilaginales. The record is from RefSeq and is a predicted model, not a curated record. The transcript has a single exon.